AGGCUCCAGUGGAGCUCAACAUUCUUUGUACCGUUGGACACAAUGGACACAGCGCCGUUCGUACCGUAUCAAGCUUACAAGUCGAAGAGACAUUCUCGCAACCUGUCCGGCCAGAACACAUCCCCAGGUCCUGCAUCACCUUCACCGACGCGUCCGUCGACCAACGGCUCUUAUUUGUCACCUCCGUCGUCGUCUCCUACGCAUACUCACCCACCGUUGCCAAACGGUAGUUCAGUGCUGUCUCCCAAUGGCAAUGGGGUGCAGUACGGUCACACACGGUCAUAUUCCUCCUCCACGGACUCAUCCGUGCUCAUUGUACCUCGUGCCAGCUCUCCCACUCAGAAUGCACCGUUGACGAGUGGUUAUGCUACAUACAAGAAGAGUGAAGCUGCUCCGUCACUGACCCCACCGCCGCCACCUAAAGAGAACCCGGUACAAGCACCACAGCCAUCACUUGCAGCGCCUGCCAUCAACCGAAUCUCUGUUGUUUCUCCCCCCAUCCCAGAAUCAAAUGCUGUAGCAUCAACAUCAACCUCGGCUUCGCCUGCUCCCCCUUCACCUUCCGCGUCAACUACACGAAGAACGUCCACCUUCCGCCACGUACCUCUGCGCGGCCAGUCCACUGCUCUCCCUUCGUCCCCACUCCGACCGGCCGUAGCACCCUCUCGUGCUGUCUCUCUGUCUUCUCGAGCGUUUGAGCAGACACUAGCUCCACCUAGAGAGCUACCACGCAGUAGACUGUCUUCCGAUGUAUCUCACGCUCGUCUGUCUGCGGCUCCACUUUCUCGAGAAACAUCCACCGGUAGCUCCAGCAAUGUUCGCAUACCCUCUCCCCUCGGCCCCUCACCACAACCACCCGCAAAAGAUAGACCACUAUCUUCUCUGGAUACGAAUUUCUCUCCUGCUCUCACUCCCGAACCACACAGUUCCGCUUCUUCACCAAGCCGUGGCGCCACACUCAGCCCGAUACAAACCGGAACCCAGUCCCAAGGCCAUCCACCCACGCCUCCUCCCAAAUCACCUUCUCCUAUUUCUACUCAUCCUUCCCGACCACCUUCUGGCUUCCACUCUCCAUCCCCCAGUACCACUACCCUUCCACGCUCGACGACGUCCACACCUACACGUGUCUCCGCAGCUCCUCGUCAAUCGGCGCCGUACCGUCCCGGGUUUCAGCCGAAAGGCGUUUAUCGUCCUCGGACUGACGAGUUUCUCGACGCUCGUCGAGAGAAACGCGAUGUGGAUCGUGUAGAACGAACGCGAUUGGAGCGUCGGCUCGAAAAGCUCAUCACUCUGCAUUUCAGCGAGCAUAAACCUGCGAACAAGGAAAAGGCGGCCGAGACGGAGAAGAGACCGAAUACGAUGGCUAUUAGGCGGGCUUCGUCUAUUUUCGAUUUUAAUAUCCGGGAUUUGAGGAAUAUGGACGCUGGAGACCUGUGGCGUGGGGUUGUGACGAGCCAGACGCCUGCACCGGGGAGUAAGGCAGAUAUACGGGCCUCUGAACAGAGCAUCACACCGUGGGAGGAGGAUGCAUCUGUUUCUCAGUGUCCACUAUGCGCCGCUUCCUUCCACCCCAUAACGAACCGGAAACAUCACUGUCGUCUCUGCGGACGAAUCGUCUGUGCUCUCCCUGUCAAGCGUCCUCAACGACCCGUAACCUGCUCCCUCCUCUUCGUCGCUGAUCCCAAGACCGGGGCGAUCGAAGAAGUAGGCGAAGGCGUGGACUACGGCGUUCGUAAGCGGACGAGCAGCACGGUCGGGCCCGCUCAGGGAAAGAAAACCGGGAAGGACAUCACCGCUGAGGAGGAGAAGUUUUUGAAAGGCGUCAGGAUCUGUCGGGACUGUUCUCCGGUGCUGUUACGACAUAGGUAUACACAGGAGGCUGCGCAGGUCCCGACGUUCUCAAAGCUCUACGAUGCGUUCAUCAAUCUGGAGAAGGAGAUCGAGGACGCUCUGCCUCUGUUUCAAGAGCUCCUCAUGACCCUCAACAACGAUGAUCAGCCUACCGUAGAGGCCUCCGCCGCACGGAAGAGACUGCUAGAAGCGUUCGCGCAAUACGACGCGCUUGCGAAACGGAUACGGACGCUGCCGACUCCUGGACCGGGGAGUUCGCAAGAUCGUGUUCAGGCCGCGAUCCUCGCUCGUGGGACGGCUUUUCUGCAGAAAAAUAUGUUCCCUCUGCAGUCGCUCCCCAAACCAAAGAAACACCCCUCCCGAACCUCCUCAACCUCCAACUCCCCCGCCUCCACCUCUUCACCCGCCACACCCGCGCCCGCGCCUAUCGAUCCCGACUCCGAAGUGGCCCACGUCCUGCAGCCCUUACUCGAACAAGAGGCGCUGCUGGAGACGUUCGUGGAGCAGGCGGCGGCGUCGCGCAAGUUCGAGGACGCGAAGACUUUGAAGACGAAUUUGAGGGAGAUUAGGGGGGAGAUCGAGAAGGUGUUGGCGAAUGCGGAGGAGAAUGGGGGUGGGAUUGGGGGUGGUGCGAGUGCGAGUGCGAGUGGGAAGAGGCAGAAGAAGGGGAAGGGGAAGUAGAUGUGUGAUUUGUGCGAUGCGAUGUUGUUUUUGCCUUUACUCUUGGUGGAUCUCUUGUUCUGGCUGUGUCCUCUGCAUUACCACUUAAUAAAUGAGGGUGCAUUCGC
Stereum hirsutum FP-91666 SS1 is the source of this 2639-nucleotide messenger RNA. RefSeq lists its product as uncharacterized. The transcript has 7 exons. Gene Ontology annotation, molecular function: metal ion binding. Lineage: Eukaryota; Fungi; Basidiomycota; Agaricomycetes; Russulales; Stereaceae. The coding region runs from base 43 to 2532 and encodes 829 amino acids. The record is from RefSeq and is a predicted model, not a curated record.